AUGUCUAAAUUGCAACAACGAUUGGAUCAUCUCGUUAAAUCCUAUUACGACUCUGAUUUGAAAAUCACUCACACCAAAUAUGAGGAAACUUGUGACCGUUUGGGCCUCGCUAAGAAGGAUUUCCUUCAUGAUAUCUCUUUGUAUCGAGACAAGGUUUCAUCACCUAAUACUCUCUCCAUCUCAAUGAUUCAAGAGAUGGUGCAGCAGGAAUACAUGAAAAUUCUUCCAAAAGAGGAAGCUGAAAAUCUCAAAAAACGAAAACAACAGUUGAAAGAAAAGCGAGAUUUGAAGAGAAAGAAGGCUUUUCAACAAGAUCGAGUUUGUGAUAAAUGUGGAAAUUCUGAAUUCUUUUAUAUUGGAGCCCGAAGUUGUGAUAAUGGAGAAUUGAUCUUUCCGAGCGGAAGACAGAUUGAAGGGUAUUUACCUGUCUUGCCUUCUAUUUGUGAUUCGGAUGGAGUGAUGAUGUACUUGUGUCUUGAGUGUGGAGUUCCAUUUGGAUUCAAUAGUGCAGAGGUGAAGAGAAUUUUGGCAGAAAGGGAGCAGGAACGAUAUCCUCCAGAACAAGAUGAUGAUGUGGAUGAAGAUGAUGACGAGAAUGAAGAGAAUAGUGGUGGAUCUGAGGAGGAGGAUGAGGAAUAA
Molecule: messenger RNA, 639 nt
Organism: Naegleria fowleri
Lineage: Eukaryota; Heterolobosea; Eutetramitea; Acrasida; Naegleriidae
Exons: 1
Coding region: 1-639 (212 amino acids)
Source: RefSeq, a predicted model, not a curated record